This is a messenger RNA of Cavenderia fasciculata, 1686 nucleotides long. RefSeq lists its product as uncharacterized. Gene Ontology annotation, biological process: protein folding. The record is from RefSeq and is a predicted model, not a curated record. The transcript has 4 exons. Gene Ontology annotation, cellular component: chaperonin-containing T-complex. The coding region runs from base 1 to 1686 and encodes 561 amino acids. NCBI's taxonomy places the organism in Eukaryota, Evosea, Eumycetozoa, Acytosteliales, Cavenderiaceae. Gene Ontology annotation, molecular function: ATP binding; ATP-dependent protein folding chaperone.
AUGAAUAGUUCAUCUCAAAAUCAACAACAAUUUGAAACUAUACAAUCAUGUAGUAUCAUACUAUCAUCGAUUGCAGAGGUUCUAAAAGACACAUCGAGCAAACAUUACAAUCUAUCUAAAAUACUUGUAAAUAAUAAUACUGAAUCUUCUGAUAUUAGAGUUAUAUUGGAAUACUUGGAUAUUAAUCAUCCAAUAGCAACCUUUAUAAAGAAUUAUAUUCAAUCUAUACAAGAUGUCUAUUACUAUAAUAAUGGUCUAUUGAAAUAUGCAAUCAUAUUGGCAUCUACUCUGCUAAAGAGAUCUUUACCUCUAUUGCAACGAGGUUUAGAUUUAAAUAGUGUCAUACAAGGUUGUCGUAUCUCUAUUCAAUUGAUUCAACACUAUUUACAAUCAAAAGAGUUUAUUGAUCAAUACAACAAACACCAACCAUUACAAUUACAAUCAUCAUCAUUACAUCAAAUCGUAUUAGAAUCAAUUGAAAAGAAUGAUUAUAAACAAUUAAUAGAUAUAAUUAUAAUUGAUGAAAUGGAAAGGUCUAAAGGAGGAGGAGUUGAUGAUAUUGGUAAAAAAGCAAUGUCUACAAUUAUAAAUCAAUCAAUCAUAGAACUAAAAUCAAAUAACAAGGAUAUAAAAUGGUCUCAAUUACAAGAUUAUUUUAUGUUUAUAAAGGAUGAUGAUGAAUCAUCUUUGGACUCUUCUUCCUCUUCAUCUCCUCCAUCAUUUCUAUAUAAUAUCAAUAAUAUUAUAAAAUCUAUUGAUGGAAUGAUUUAUCCUUUAAUACCUUGUAAUCAUAUUAUCAACAAUAAUAAUAAUAAUAAUAGUAGUAAUAGUAAAAAAUGGAGAAUAUUAUUUUAUAAUGUUGCAAUUGAAAAGAGUAAAAGUAAAAGAUUAAAACAAGAAGAAAUAAUGUAUCAAACAUUGGAACAAAUAGAAACAUGGAAAAAGGAUGAAGAAAGAGAAUGGAAAGAUUAUGUUGAGAAUACAAUCAAACAUAAUAAUAUUGAUAUAGUAAUGACUAUUGGAGAGGUGGAUCCUAUUGCUCUUCAUUAUUUCAAUCUAAACGAUAUACAACUAUUUAAAAAUGUAAACCCUACAAUACUAAAACAACUUGCUAAAUAUUCCUCAACAUCUAUAUUACUCGAUCUGAAUAAUAACACUGAUAAAUCAACAACCACAACAACAACAAUCUCUUUUGGUACAAUCGAUACAGUUAAAAAAUAUUCAAACAACAACAACAAUAACAAUUAUUACUAUUUUCAUACAAACAAUAACAAUACGAUUAAAACAAUUAAAAUUAAAGAGAAUAAUCAUAAAUAUCAACAAUUAAAAAAGUAUGGAGAAACAAUAUUAUAUAAUCUAUCAACAUUUAUAAACAAUGAAAAAAAAGAAGAAGAAGAAGAAGAGGAGGUUAUCUAUUUUAAUGAUAAUAUUUCCAAUCUAUUAUCAAAUCAUUUAAAAGAUAGAAUAGAGGAUUAUGAUGACACUAGGAGAUUUACAAUACAAACAUUUAUAGAUUCAUUAUCACAAACCUCUACACCUACUUCUUCCUCUUCUCCAUUUAUAAACAACAAUAUUUUAAAAAAGGUUUAUCAAGAUGGAAUUAAUCUUGUCAUCCUAUUAUUAAAUGCAAUUUUAUUCGCGACGAUUGUGUCGGUAUUGGAUGGAUGGGAUCCCGAAAAAAAAUGA